AUGGUAUUACAGCAGCAAUACCGUGAAAGGGGUUAUAAAAAGUAUUCUGAAUUGAUCUCAUGCCUUCUCGUGGCUGAGCAACAUAAUACCCUUUUGCUGAAAAAUCAUGAAGCCCGUCCCACAGGGUCAGCUCCGCUUCCUGAAGCGAAUAUGACAGCUAGACGUGAUAAGUCUGGAAAAAGGCAGAAUAAUAAUCAUGGUCAUAUGAAUGUACGUGGGCAUGGCAAUGGUAAGAGACGAUAUAAUAGUCGUCGUCGUGGUGGUCAUGGCAAACGAGAGAACAAUAUGGGUUCUCAAAACAAUCCUUCAAGAGGCAAAAGCAGUAACUGCCACCGCUAUGGCAUGAAAGGUCAUUGGAAAAUUGAAUGUCGUGCACUUGAGCAUUUUGUCAGGCUUUAUCAAAACUCCAUCAAAAGAAAGGCAAAUAAUGUUGGAGCAUCUUCUGCUAAUGCCCCAGUGGAGUCUCACUUGACCUUUAAAAAUAAUUUUGAGGCAGGGCCUUCAAACAAAAAUGAUGACAAUGCCGAGGCAAAUCUUGCUUUGAAUGAUGAUGAUUUUCAAGGCUUUGAUGAUCUUACUCAUUUGGAAGUUGAAGAUUUCUUUGGAGAUCAAAACUAA
This is a messenger RNA of Nicotiana attenuata, 618 nucleotides long. RefSeq lists its product as uncharacterized. The transcript has a single exon. Bases 1 to 618 code for a protein of 205 amino acids. Lineage: Eukaryota; Viridiplantae; Streptophyta; Magnoliopsida; Solanales; Solanaceae. The record is from RefSeq and is a predicted model, not a curated record.